Daldinia caldariorum is the source of this 555-nucleotide messenger RNA. RefSeq lists its product as uncharacterized. The transcript is spliced from 2 exons. The record is from RefSeq and is a predicted model, not a curated record. Lineage: Eukaryota; Fungi; Ascomycota; Sordariomycetes; Xylariales; Hypoxylaceae. Bases 1 to 555 code for a protein of 184 amino acids.
AUGUUUGUGACGCAGUGUCUCGAUACAAGAUGCCUCUGCAACCAAAGAGACUACCAGACGUCCCUUUUCCAGUGUCUUUAUUCUCAAUGCGACUCGAAUCGAUACGGCCCAGCCCUCAGCCAUUCCAUCUCACUUUGUAUGAGCUAUGGCGCUGAGAUCUACAUGGUUGCUCCCGGUGUGGUGGGUGACGAGCUGCUGCGGUCUCGGGAAGAAGACUACUUGGCCGGGCGAGAAGUCAAGCCAGUUCCAGGCCUCCAACUGAGACAGGAGAGUGUUGCGGGCAUAGGAACGAUGACGGUUACUAUCACCGUCACGGACUUCAUAACGGUGUCCUACUCGCUCAUCACCUACACCCCGACCUCACCUCGCCCCAGCCCGUUCCUCGAGACAACGCAUGCAGCGGAAGUAACUACUUCCUCGUUAAGCAGGCCUUGGGUGAUCCCUGUAUCAGAAGGCACUGAAGGGGCUCGGUCGAGACCGUCUUUCUUCGGACUUGUAUUGUGGGUCGCGUCUGUAAUCAUGCUCGAUUGCUGGAUGGACAUGAGCAAUCACUAG